AUGAAUACGUUAUUCCAGAAACAGGUUUAUAAAUUAACUCGUAGAAUAGAUUCAAUUUCCAAUAAACAAGCUUCUAUUCUAAUGGAAAAUGAUUUUGAACAAAAAGAACAAACGUCAGUCAAUGAUAGUUUGGAACGAAGAGAAUCACAGGAUAAUGACAAUGAUAAACUUGAAUGCUUUUAUCUUGAGAUAACGCCCAACGAUGGUCCUUAUCAAAACGGAAGUUGGGUAUUUCGAAUAGAAAUUACAGAUGAGACUGACUAUCCAGUAUGUCAACCAUUAGUCAGUUGUUUAACACAAAUUUAUCAUCCAAAUAUCGAUACAACCUACGGAAAUAAUCAUAAUAACGUUUGUUUAUCAACAUUGAAUGAUUGGGAGCCAACAAAUACGUUAGAUGACGUUUUACAAGGGCUUUUAUUUUUAUUUUAUGAACCAAAUGUUGAUGAUCCUCUAACAUCAAAUGUUUCACAAGAUGAUGAUGAAUUUUUAACCAACGUUCGAGUAUCGAUUGAAGGUGGAAUAGUUGAAGAUUUUGAUGAAUUUCAACAAAAUUAUGGUUAUAAAAAAUAUCUCAGAUUACAACAGAAACUAAAACGUGAAGAAGAUGAGAAAAUAUUUCAGAAUCAUAAUAACAGUUAUGAAUUAGAUUCAAAACUGAUUAAUCUAUUAACAAAAGAACCAAAUUUUAAACAAAUAUUUUCAUCUGAUACACUAGAUUUCUUAAUGACCGAACCAUUUAGUCAACAACAGACAGCAUCAUCCCCACCACAUUUGUCACAUUCAUUAUCAAAAACAGUGACAAAAGAUUCACCAAUAAUAUUAAAUAGAACAAAUUCAUAUGAACCUACAUCAGCAAUAGAGUGA
This is a messenger RNA of Didymodactylos carnosus, 864 nucleotides long. Lineage: Eukaryota; Metazoa; Rotifera; Eurotatoria; Philodinida; Philodinidae. The record is from the annotation of a GenBank genome assembly.